Messenger RNA from Piliocolobus tephrosceles (Ugandan red Colobus), 1412 nucleotides. RefSeq names its product reticulon 4 receptor like 2 (gene RTN4RL2). Gene Ontology annotation, molecular function: protein binding. The transcript has a single exon. The record is from RefSeq and is a predicted model, not a curated record. NCBI's taxonomy places the organism in Eukaryota, Metazoa, Chordata, Mammalia, Primates, Cercopithecidae. The annotation marks the transcript as partial. Gene Ontology annotation, cellular component: plasma membrane.
GCCCACUCUAUUCUUCUGUGUCCCACCCCACCCCACCCAGGAUGACCUGUUUGCGGACCUGGCCAACCUGAGCCACCUCUUCCUGCACGGGAACCGCCUGCGGCUGCUCACAGAGCACGUGUUCCGCGGCCUGGGCAGCCUGGACCGGUUGCUGCUGCACGGGAACCGGCUGCAGGGCGUGCACCGCGCGGCCUUCCGCGGCCUCAGCCGCCUCACCAUCCUCUACCUGUUCAACAACAGCCUGGCCUCGCUGCCCGGCGAGGCGCUCGCCGACCUGCCCUCGCUCGAGUUCCUGCGGCUCAACGCCAACCCCUGGGCGUGCGACUGCCGCGCGCGGCCGCUCUGGGCCUGGUUCCAGCGCGCGCGCGUGUCCAGCUCCGACGUGACCUGCGCCACGCCCCCUGAGCGCCAGGGCCGAGACCUGCGCGCGCUCCGCGAGGCCGACUUCCUGGCGUGUCCGCCCGCGGCACCCACGCGGCCGGGCAGCCGCGCCCGCGGUAACAGCUCCUCCAACCACCUGUACGGGGUGGCAGACGCCGGGGCGCCCCCCGCCGACCCCUCCACCCUCUACCGAGAUCUGCCCGCCGAAGACUCGCGGGGGCGCCAGGGCGGGGACGCGCCCACCGAAGAUGACUACUGGGGUGGCUACGGGGGUGAGGACCAGCGUGAGGAGCAGACGUGCCCCGGCGCUGCCUGCCAGGCGCCCCCGGACUCCCGAGGCCCUGCGCUCUCGGCCGGGCUCCCCAGCCCUCUGCUUUGCCUCCUGCUCCUGGUGCCCCACCACCUCUGACUGCGGUGCUGAGAUUGAAGAGGCCAGUGUCCGAUACCCGCUUCCCGUCCACCCGGGGCUGCGGCUCCGGCCCCUGUCCCGCCCCCGCCCCUGCCCCUGGCCUUGCUGCUUCCCUUUCCCCUCCCAGCUCCUCUCCUCCCCCGGGGACCAGGCCUCCUCUCCUUGCCUGCCUCCUGGGCUGUCCUGACUUAUGGCAGCCCCAAGAGGGCGCGUGUGGUGGCUCAGCCCUGCCCUCCCCAACUCUGGCCAUUAAUUCUUCCCCAUCCCAAGGCUGGGGUGGGGCCCCCCAGGCAGCCACUGACCCGCGCUCCUAAGGGCCCACAGCGGACCCCAAGGGGCUUUUGUCUGCAGAGCAUCUUCCACCAGCAGACCUUUGGAAGCUCCCCCAGGGAGCCCCACCCAGGACCCUUUGGGGGAUGCCUCAGUCAGGGCCAGGCUGAUCCUGACCCCUGCUUACCCUAGUCCCCUCAACCUCCUGACACUGGAGGAAUACUUUUCUCCUAAGUCUACCCUGGACACUUUUUAGGGCACCUGGAGAGAACUUUCCUCUCCACUGUGGCCCCUGCGUGGUGAAGAUCAAAAGAAGUUGUUUGGGAAAAAAAAUUUAUUAAAAAAUUCUAUU